UUUGAAAAUAAAAGUGACAAAAACCGAAUGCAUAUUGCUAGAUUUUCGAAAUUAUUAAUCUUCUGUUAUUUGUUUUGUAAAAUGGAAAGAAAUUAUAUUUAUAGUGUACAAUUUGUGUGUAAAGAUCUCUAAAUGAUGAGUGUAUCUUUUCUGAUAUUAAUUUCUGUUUUUUGAAGACAAUGUACACUUUGAAAGGAAUUUUUCCAGAACCCAAAAAGGAACAAAAAAAGAACUUCAUAAGAGAAAAUAUGAAACAAUUAAAGUUUAUACAAGGCAAAUCACCUAAAGAACCAAAAUAUACAUUAAAAAGUGGUCAUCCUCCACGCUUUGCGAGCUCCCUUGCGGCUUCGAACACACUAGGACAAGUCAAGUCCUCUCCAUCCAAUAAGAGUGGGAAGGUAAUACUUAAUAUUGGCAAAACCAGUGCCUUGGGUGGUCGCAAAAAGCUCCCAGAUGUACGAAUAAAGAAAGGUGAUAUGGCAGAAUUUUUAAAAAGAAAAGAACAAAGACAGUCACAUGUGCAAGAAGAUCAAUCAGACGAUGAGGUGAAAUCAACGGAAUCAUCUGGAAGAUUGCGGGAUAUAGGCUGUCAAACAAUCGAAAGCAAUCUCUCUCAACGGCUCGAGAGUGCCAAGCUAACUAUGUUGUAUAAUAGGGAGGAAGACAGUGAAACUAAAAUUAAGGCAAGUGGAGACUCUGGACAACACAAAAGUCCCUCACCAGUGUCUCACACACCUAGGAGGGCUGGUGAUGAUUUAAUGGAAGAGAGAAAUAGGAGUAGAUUAAAUUCUAUUUUGGAGAAGAAAGAUAAAGACCCAUAUUUGCCUCCAGGAUACCAAAAAGGAGUACUACCAAGGUAUCUCCGAGAAAGGAAAGAGCAAGAGGCGAAGGAGCUGGAGGGGGCGAAAACAAAUGACGAUCACAUCGCAUGUCCACCGGGACAUGUUACACUGCCUGAUAAUGAGAAACGGGAGACUUUGCGGAUGCUGAGGAUUAGUUUUGCCGAAUUGGUGAAUGAGUUAAACAAAAUGCCAGUCAAAACAGAUACGUUGAGGAUGCGAAACCGCAAAAUGGAACUCGAGAAACAACUGGCUAAGCUUGAAGAAGGCAUCAAAGUGUUUUCUCGGCCAAAAGUAUUUGUUAAAAUUGGAGAGUAACUUGUAGUUUUUAUAAUCAAUAUUUGACGCUUAAGUCUUUGUGUUUACUUUUUCUCACUUGGGAAAUUUUUGUGAUGUUACUAGAACAUUGUUAAUGUAAUAAAUUAAUGAGAGGCAAAUUUUUCCAUAUGCGACUCCAGGAAAAAGUUAAUGAUGACACAGAGCCAAUGAUUAGAAUACAGACAUGUGACAUGUGACAUGUUUCUGAUUAUAGCUCACUGCUAUAAAUUUUUGUAAUUGUAUGUCUAAUAUUUCCAUAUGAUUUAUUGAAAAGAAAAACUUGUUCAUAAAUGUUUUUUAUCAAAUUUUUAAAAACUACUCAGAAAGAGUUAAAAACGCUGAUUGUGAAACUACUAUUCUUGCCUGUAAAUUUUGUACCUGUUAAAAUAAUUAAAGUUAGAAUAUAACUUAAGAUUUAUAAUUAUAUAAAAUAUUACUUGUCAAAUUUUUCCAUUGCAUGAAUUGCAUUUUAAAUUAACUGUAAAAAAUAUUUAAUGUAGAUCUAUAA
Zerene cesonia (dogface butterfly) is the source of this 1665-nucleotide messenger RNA. RefSeq lists its product as uncharacterized. The record is from RefSeq and is a predicted model, not a curated record. Lineage: Eukaryota; Metazoa; Arthropoda; Insecta; Lepidoptera; Pieridae. Gene Ontology annotation, cellular component: cytoplasmic microtubule. Bases 180 to 1157 code for a protein of 325 amino acids. The transcript is spliced from 4 exons.